UCUCCCCGGCUAGAUUGCAGAGAUGCCGCCGCGGAUGCAUGCAUGAUAUACGCAGCGCUAGCUCCUCAUUCCCUUCUGAUCCGCUCCGUGAUUUUUUCCCCUCCGCCGCGCGCGCGGCCGCCCGUCCAGCGUCGCCAAGAGCCAGCGCCCCAGCCCCCCCAGAGCGGAGCCGAGCAUCCGGUCCUAUCGGCGGCCGGCGUGGCAGCGGCCUCAUCGCCUACUCCUACGCCGCAGGGGAACUGAAGAGCCGGUUAAUGAGCAACCGCCGACUCCAACUCGCGCCGCUGUUGGAGGAGUAUAAGCAAAGCCACGCCUCCACGUCCCGUCCAUCCAUCGCCACUCCUACCUAGCUAGCUCCUGGAUCGAUCCAUCCCCGUAACCUUCCAUUCCGUUCUCUAGUUUGCUGGGCGUCUGAUCUAUCUUCGGCCGCCGGAGCCCCUUGAUCUCUCCAUCCCCGAUCAUCUUUUCCGUGUUCUCGCGCGCAUUGUACCCCGCGCGUGCUUCUCUGAUCGAUCCCGAGAGCUGUUUGAUCCUAUCCUACGGCGGCAGGGCGGCAUGGAUCAUCAGGACCACCUGAGCCCCACCCCGAGCGCGCGCGCCGCCGCCGGCGGCGGGUCCGGCAUCCGCUGGGAGCCGCACGGGCGGGUGCUGACGGCGUGCCUGGUCGCGCUCAACGUCUUCCUCGUCCUCCUCGUCUACGUCUACUUCUGGCGCUUCUUCUCCCGCUCGCGCGGCGGCGGGGACGCCGAGGCGGCGACCUCCUCCGCGGCCUCGUCGCCGCCGGCGUCGCCCAAGGCCCGGGACCGCCGGGAGGUGGAGCGCGCCAUCACCGCGCUGCCCGUCUUCGUCGCGCACUCCUCCGGCGGCAGCGCGGAGUGCGCGAUCUGCAUCGCGGAGCUGGCGGACGGCGAGGAGGGCCGGCUGCUGCCGCGGUGCGGGCACCGGUUCCACGCGCGCUGCGUCGACGCGUGGUUCCUUUUCCACACCACCUGCCCGCUCUGCCGCGCCACCGUCCUCGUCGCAGACGACGAUGCCGCCCCGCCCGCUGCGGCGCCAGCGGAGCCUGCUGCCACGACGACGAGCCAGCCGUCGCGUCAUGAGGACAGUACGGAUCGCCCGAGAACGGACGCGGAUUCGGAUUCUCCGGUGUGACAACCGGCCGCCAGCGAUCAGUUUUUGAGGCUGUCCGUGGAUUCGGAGAAAGGACAGGGCGACAGGCUGCUGAUGCAAGCAGCACCUCAUCAGUUCAUGCUUGUUUUUGGUUGGAUCGAUCGAGACAUUUCGCUUUAGCUUCUUCAAUUCGUUCCUUCUUCUUCCCCACCUCGGUAGUCUGUAGUACGCCAGUACGUGCUAGCUGGCAUUUUCAUGGUGUGUAUACAGUGUGAGCUAAUAGCUCUAGGUGUAAAUGCAUGCAGGGUACAAGUUGGACCCGUCUUGGCUAUGCAAGUACAGUAUGUGGCAGCUGUUACAGUAGAGAUACAUUGAACUCCGUUCAGCUCCGCGGGGCUAAAAUUUAACCAUAUCAAAUUAAAUAAAAUCUUUUUAUUUAAAAGUA
Molecule: messenger RNA, 1555 nt
Organism: Panicum hallii
Lineage: Eukaryota; Viridiplantae; Streptophyta; Magnoliopsida; Poales; Poaceae
Product: RING-H2 finger protein ATL39-like
Exons: 1
Coding region: 556-1152 (198 amino acids)
Source: RefSeq, a predicted model, not a curated record